Molecule: messenger RNA, 576 nt
Organism: Salvia splendens (bonfire salvia)
Lineage: Eukaryota; Viridiplantae; Streptophyta; Magnoliopsida; Lamiales; Lamiaceae
Exons: 2
Coding region: 59-415 (118 amino acids)
Source: RefSeq, a predicted model, not a curated record
AUUUUGAUUUGUUUGAUCGAUCACCAACAAUUACAGGAAUGAAGGAUUUGCUUCUAGUAUGACCAUUGCCAAAAGUAUUGCAUCUGAAAUGGGUGUAGAGCCAUCAUUUUCAGUGAAGCGCAAGGCUCAAAGGAAGAAACAUUUUGAUGAAAUUGACACCAAUGAAGAAAUUCUACAAGCUGAGAAGGCUUUUGAGGUCAAUUACUUCUUGGUCGUGGUUGAUAUGGCAAACACCUCAUUGAAAAGUAGAUUUGAAGAACUACAAACAUUCAAAAGUAUAUUUGGGUUUUUACUUAGCUCAACAACUUUGAAGUCACUAAAUGAUACUGAAUUAGAAGAUUGUUGCACCAAAUUUGCGAAAACAUUCUCUUCGCAUGACACAUCUGAUGUGGAGAAAGAAGCUUUUCAAAGUUGAAACUGUUGAAGAAUUAUUUAAGAUCUACGAUGUCUCAACAACGGCUGAACGGGCUUGCCACUUUAUGUAUUGAGAAGAAAUUAUUAGACGAGGUUGACAGCAACACCAUCAUCAACGACUUCGCAUCAAGAAAUGUUAGAAGAAAUUUUUGAAGGUAAUAU